Molecule: messenger RNA, 4127 nt
Organism: Notolabrus celidotus (New Zealand spotty)
Lineage: Eukaryota; Metazoa; Chordata; Actinopteri; Labriformes; Labridae
Gene: fbxl3l
Product: F-box and leucine-rich repeat protein 3, like
Exons: 5
Coding region: 733-2031 (432 amino acids)
Biological process (GO): G2/M transition of mitotic cell cycle; regulation of cell cycle; SCF-dependent proteasomal ubiquitin-dependent protein catabolic process
Cellular component (GO): cytosol; SCF ubiquitin ligase complex; nucleus
Molecular function (GO): protein binding
Source: RefSeq, a predicted model, not a curated record
UGAUUUAAAAACUGCAUGUAAACAAAGCACAGGAGGCUACAUAUAUUUCUAAUAUCAAUACUUGUUAGUCUUACAGAAAUCAGGGGCAAAAUCAGAGUAAUAAUUUAGACCACAUGCAUUAGUCUUUUAACUUAGAUCAUUUUCUGUUACUCCCGUUAAAAGUAAACACGUAGCCCAUGUAUUGGACAUAAUUUCUUAUUUAGUAGUAAUGCCCUCCCUCUCACACCCACGAGCACACUCGCGCGUGCACACAUUGACACACUGACCUACUUUCUCAUCACGCGUCCACAUAUAUAUCUUAUGCACUCUGCUGAAGGGUCACGUCACGACAAUAACAAACAAAUAAACACACGCAUAUAGACAUGAACGCGCGCAAUCAAACACACAUGACACUGAAUGAGUCACAGGAAAUAGAAGAUGUCCUUCAGAUUGAUGAAUGAGCCCUCUCCGUUUCUGCAUGCAUGAUGGUGGCUGGAGGUGCAGCCAGGCAGAUCCAUGUUUUCGUCCGCUCACGUGGACCAGAUGCUCUGCAGAGCCCGUCAAGCUGUCGCUAAAGCCGAGAGGAGAGCUUAUUAUGGGAGCGGCUCCUGCUGUCCUAUAUCAGCAACAGCCAGCAUUUCUCCAGUCAUCUGCAGACAUGGCUCCGAGUGAACGCUGUCUUCUUAGUCAACAGAGGACAAAACCGAGAGGAUAGUCUUGUUUGUAGGCGCUUCAGUGUACUAAUCAGUCAGGAUGAAACGAGGAAGGACGGGGCUUAAGUCAAAAUGCCAGACCUUCUCCUCUCAUGAGGAGAGGGCUAAGAGACAUAAAUGGGGGGCGUCCAGCUUCACCCUGACUUCAUCAGAGGACUGGGGGAACCUUCCGCACCACGUUGUCCUACAGAUCUUCCAGCAUCUGUCCCUGGUGGACCGUGCCAGGGCCUCGUCUGUGUGUCGCUGCUGGAAUGACGUCUUUCACACUCCUGACCUGUGGAGGAGAUUUGAGUUUGAGCUCAAUCAGCCUGCUACGUCUUACCUACGCUCCACUCACCCUGACCUCAUUCAGCAGAUCAUCAAGAGGCACGCCCAGCACCUGCAGUACGUCAGCUUUAAGGUGGACAGCUGCACAGAGUCUGCAGAGGCAGCCUGUGACAUUCUCUCCCAGCUGGUGAACUGUACCAUUAAGACCCUAGGGCUGAUCUCCACAGCACGGCCAAGCUUCAUGGACGUGUCUCAGGCCCACUUUGUCUCUGCAUUGACGGUGGUGUUUGUCAACUCCAAGUCCCUCUCUUCCAUCAAAAUUGAUGAUACGCCUGUGGAUGACCCGUCCCUGAAGGUCCUGGUUGCCAACAACAGUGACACUUUGAAGUUGUUGAAAAUGAGCAGCUGCCCUCAUGUUUCCCCAGCAGGUAUCCUAUGUGUUGCAGACCAGUGCCAUGGACUCAGGGAGCUGGCAUUAAACUACCACCUCCUGAGUGAUGAACUUCUGCUCGCCCUCUCCUCUGAGAAACAUGUCCAUUUGGAGCACCUGCGCAUCGAUGUGGUGAGUGAGAACCCCGGGCAGACUCACUUUCACACCAUCAAAAGGAGCAGCUGGGAGGCUUUGGUCCGACACUCCCCCAAGGUCAACAUUGUCAUGUAUUUCUUCCUCUAUGAGGAGGAGUUUGAGCCUUUCUUCCGUGAAGAGACCCCUGUCACACACCUGUACUUUGGCCGGGCAGUCAGCAAGGAGAUGCUGGGCCGAAUUGGACUGAACUGCCCCCGGCUGGUGGAGCUGGUAGUUUGCGCCAAUGGCCUACAGCCCCUGGACGAGGAGCUGAUCCGCAUCGCAGAACGUUGCAAGAGCUUGACGGCCAUCGGGCUGGGCGAGUGUGAGGUGACCUGCAGUGGCUUUGUGGAAUUUGUUAAGAUGUGUGGGGGCAGGCUGACUCAGCUGUCAAUCAUGGAGGAGGUGUUGAUUCCUGACAGCAGCUACAACAUGGAGCAGAUCCACAGCGAGGUGUCCAAACAUCUGGGCCGCAUCUGGUUCCCUGACAUGAUGCCCACCUGGUAGACCUGCAUGAAGCCAAGCUGAAGUAACAAAGGAAGAAGACUUUGAAUAUUUCUCAUAAUAAAAACAGUUACACAUUUUAUUGUAUAACUUACAUCAAGCUUCACAAUUACACUGCACUGUCAUUUUUGGAUGGGUAGUCGUAAAGCAUCUGUGUUUCAUGUGUAAUUUUAUCCACAGGGAAUUUAAUUUGAAACUAUUUUAUGGUUCACACUCAUAAGCAACUGUAGCUUUUUCUUCUUUCUGCCUAUGUUGUGGGUGCUGUCUUCCUAUGCAUAGAUAUUGUAAUGUGAAAUUCCGUAUGGAGGGGGGGUUUACAGGCAUUCAAGCAAUCUUUGUGUCUAAAGGACACAGAGCUGCCAUCUGCUGGCUGCUAGUGUCAAAAGCAUCCCAAUCUAUAUGAUUUAAUCCUGGCUAGCAACAACAACUUUACCUACCUUUUAAAGGAGAGUACAUUAAUCAGUUAUCUAUUUUUGCCCUUACAUCUUAUCAGUGUAUGCUCCUCGAUGAAUUUGGAGUAUUUUUGUGAGAUUUUCUUCACCUUAUUGAUAUAUCCCUUUAAAUCUGCUUUUGCUUAUGUUUGUGAUUUCCUACAUUUCCCAGGAUACCAUUUUAGAGGUGGCUCAUCCAAUGAUGCUAAAAGUAAAGUAAACAAAAGUAAUAGUAAUGCAGGCCAGAUAGAAACAAGAGUUUCCAGUUAAGUUGGUGCAAGAGUCACACCUUCAUGUCAACAACCCUGGGCGUUCUGUAUUCUUGUGUGGUGCCAUUGGAGAAUUUAAUCAGUCAUCCUGAACUAUACAAUUUAAAUUUAGAUUACUAUACAGUAUAUUGUUAUUUAAUUUGAAGCUUUACAUGAUGUGGUACAUUUUUAAAUUUCAUCCAAACCAUUCAAAGUAUUUUUCUUCUGUCAUAUUAGCAGUUGUUUUACUUUUAUGCAAAAUCUAAAAUGAUUGUUUUUUCAGUUCAGUUGAAAGUCUGAAAAAAUAUUUUAGCAAUAGACUGACAUUUUUUGCUGCACUUGUAAGUUUUUUUUUAUUGUUGUUAUCUGAAUUUGUCCAGCUGUCAUCCAACAUAAUACUAAAAGAAAAAAAAUACAAUGUACAUAAUUUAGAGCAUAGGAUGUUAUAGUGUCAGUGUUAAAGUGUGGCAAAUAUUUUUUUAAUCGCAAAUAUGCAGUAAAUCAAACAAAAUAAUCUGUAUUUCUUAAUUUUUUUAAAGCUUUUAUAUUAAUUUCAGAUGUACUUUUUUGUAUUGUAGAUGUACAUCUUGUUUAUUUAAAAGUACUGGCUAAAGAAGAUGAUGGUUAUCACACCUGAUGUAUCUAUUUAAAAUAGAGGCCAGUAUGCCAAACAUUUGGCAGUAAGUGCAUUAUUACCAUGUUAUUUUUACCACAGAAAUUACAAUAUAUACUUUUUUGUGUGUUGCAGUUUUCAAUUUACAUGUUAAAAUGUAUUUUGUGAAAAGUUGUUUUGGUAUAUCAAGCAAAUUGACCUGACAAGAUCCAGUGCCACACUGUAUCAUAUGAUACAUUACCACAGCUGCAAAGAUUUCCUGUUAUUUACUUAAUUGUCAAUAACAUUAUUUAUCUCACGUGGUCACGUUUUUCAUAUGUGCAGUAUUGAUAUGUCUGCUCAUGUUUGCCUCACUUUACUAGUUAUAUUUUUAUUCAUGCCAUACAGUUUAAAAAAUAUAUAUUUUUAAAGCUCCUGUAAGGAACUUUUAGUUUGAGUUGAUUUUGGCACCAUGUGUGGACAAAGAGACAAGAUGCAGAUUUUGUACUGUACAUGUGUAAGGAGAGUUUUUUGACCAAAAAAUGACGUCCUGCCCUAUUUAACAGUCCAACAUAUGUGAGUAUAUCUAGUGGCAAGAGUAAAAAAUGCUGUUUCUUUAGCAUUCUGUCCAUCAUCUGGUAUGACUCUUACCACCACGUAGUGGUUACAUGCACAGAAAAUGACAAUAUAAAAGAAGUCAAUAAUAAUACUGAUGGUCUUGUUUGGUUCUUAAUGAAAAGGCAUUGCUGUAAAUUUCAGUCUGUUUCCUGUUGACCAGCUAAUUACUCCUAACAGGAGGUUUGAAUUAAAUGUACAAUGUCCUAGUGG